CCCCUAAGUUAUCUUUAGUAUAAAAAUAAGGAGACGGAAAAGUUGAAGUGAAUUUAAAUUAUUAUUAGUAGUUUUUAAGCAUAUUUCUAAUAAAUAUAAGCGAUAUCUUAUAUUUAUAAUGUCGCUCUCUACUGAAAUGGAAAGAGCCCAUGAACCUCGAGAUGUUGACUUUUCAGCAGCUGGGAGAGGAGUUUGGCUUGUCAAGGCGAGUUCGUUUAUUUUCCCACUAACAAAAAAUAAAAUGUAGGCGAAUACUAAUACUAAUGGCAAUGGCCAAUGGCACAUGUUCAAAUGGACUUAGACUAAGUAGUUUUAAACACUCCGCUGUGGCUGCGUCAUUAUGUCUGGACUACAUACUACAGGGUGAUGUGUAGUCUGUGUGUUUUGAAAUCAGAUGUAGCCACUACUGCACAGCCUAGUAUUUUGUGUAACAAUGCCUUUGUGAAAUAUCAAUUUCAAGCAAUAUUUAGUCAUCAAAGUUAAAAUGAAAAGUAAAAAAAUGAAACAUUAAAUCAUUUUAAUUAUUAAGAAUGAAGGCAAAGACUGUGCAAGAUAAUUGGCUAGGUCGAGAUAUUUAAAUUGAAUAUGAUAUGAUUAUUUUAGCCCCAUCGUCAGUGUCGCUACUGUCACUAUUACUAGUACUAGUAUGCUUUGGCUUUGGAUAUAACAUUAUAAUAUUUAAUAUUGUUGCUAGUAACUAAUAUUAGGACUAUUAUGAAUGUAUUAUAAUAGGGCCUGAUAAUCAAAAAGGUAGGUAUUGUGGACUAGACCUAGACCAGAGAUUCAGGUAUAAAUUAGAAACUUUUUGCUUCACCUGAGCCAUCAGAAAUAUUUAAUUUCAAUUUAACAGGCUUGAGACUCAACAUUUUAGUAUAGGCAUAGGCCUAAAAAUUUUUAAAAUAAAUAUGUAAAUAUAUUUCCUAUCUCAAAACUAAAUUGCAGUGCCUGGCGAACCGGGCGAAUAAUUCACGAGAUAUUCGUCCGGCCACCAGGUCACAUGACCGAUGGAACAAAGUUGGACGAGAUAUUUGUCCAUCAGUCUUGUCACGUGACCCCUAAUAGUCGAUCAUAAAACUGGCAUCGGAGAUGCAUGGGGGAGGGGGGGUAGAGGGGCGGACAAGUAAACCCUCAAUUUCAAAUUAGUGGGGGGGGGGGGGGNGGGGGGGGGGGGGGGAGAAGCAAUGCAUACUUGAAGGAAGAAAUACUGAGAGAGAAGGGAUAAAAAUGAUAGUGAGGGUGAUAAAUAAUUAAAGUGAGGAGAUCGAAAGUUCACAAAGAAAAAUACCCUAUAUCUUAAUAAAGGGCCAAUAUAGUGUUCUGUUGGGGUAGCCUACUUCUCACGCAAUAUUAAUAGCCUAAAUCUGAAAUAAAACUUUUUUGACAGUAGAUCUUUUGACAGUCAACAGGCAAGUAUUGGUCUUAUUUUGUUUGAUUCAUAUUUUAAUUUUAGGGUACUAGGUAGAGAUUUAUAAGAUAUUUAAACCAAGAUAACAGACUUUUUAUUUUUCUGGCGACCUCUUGUCAUAUUACAUGUCUGCCGGAAUAAUAACGCAUACUAGUCGUCCGGCUGUCACGUGACAUACCUGUCGGAAGAAUAUCUCCUGUACUAUUUGUUCGGUCGCCGGGCGUGUAGACACUGAAAAACUAAAUUUCCCACCAGUUUUCAAGGUGUCAUUUGCCCCUCAUUGGGAAAUACGAGACUCUAGUUUUGUUUCGGUUGCCUCCUUUAAACAAAUCUGUAAGAAAAAGUUAAGCUAGUAAGGUUAGUCAUUUCCUUUUCACUGUGGAAUGGUUGGUGUGUAUAUCCUGUAUAAAUUUCAAUAUAUUUUUUGUAUUUAAAAAAAUUAUUAGGUGCCAAAGUAUCUAUCAGAGCAGUGGAAAACUUGCCCAAAUGGAACUGAUGUUGGCAAACUGAAAAUUUCAAAAUCAAAGUAAGUUUAAAUGAUAAUAAUUAUCUUGCAGUAGUCCCCACUUCUCUCUUUGUCUGUUACUUUCAGUGUGCUUCCUAUAGGUGAAUCACAGCCUCUUGUCCCUUGUGCUAGACCAUGUCAGCAAUUACUAGAGAAUGCUUGUGUAUUUAAGUUUCUAUAAAAUAUAAUCUUUUUUGUACGGUAAGGUCUAAUUUAGUCUAUUUAAAGAAAAACAAAUAUCUAUUUUGUACUUAGGAUAAGCAAUGCUACUUCAAUUGUGAUUAUAACUCUGCAGUGAGCAUAUGGCUUUCUUGUUGACAUUUUUAUUUUUUAAAAUUUAACAGUUAAUUAGUUCAACUAUGAUCUUGAUCCAUGCACCCUUUAGCCUGAGGCUGUUGUGAACGAUUUGGAGCUUUUAUUCAGUUUGCCUUUGUCCACAAAGGGUAUUAGUGGUGUCAUCCCCCCCCACGACAUAUCUAUAGUGACAUGCCGAUUAAGAGAUGCUGCCACUGAUCUCCUGGCAUUAACCGGGGUACAGCCCCACCAUGUAGGGGACCUGGGUGGGGAGACAAAGGUCUUGCAUGGUAUCUGCCUUAGAAAGAGUACAGCUGAAAGUAUGGUACAUACCCAAUUACAGUUAGAAUUAAGGACAGAGAAAGUUUAGGAUCAUGAUUACUAGUUACCGCUAAUGGAUGGGUGGGUAGUGGCAGGCCAUGCCGAAGAUUCUAUCACUCUGCCUUUGAGGGGACUGUUCCUAGACAGCUGUUUCCACCCGGCUACGAGGUAAAACCCAUUCGUAGAAACCCUAUUAGAAUGCGUCUGAUGCCACCCCAGGUUGGGAAGGUGUUAAUAACAAGGAUUAAUAUAAUCAUUCCUGUAAUAGAAAGUUCAAGUGCUGGUGUCAUAGGGGCAACCUUACCAACUGACAAGGUAAUCCUUGAAUGAGAUUGUCCCUCUUGUUUGGUCAAUAAAGUGGACUGCAGGAGGGGCUGGGAAGUGCUUCCGGCAUGUCGUUUCAUGGCCCGAUGUUCCACAUUUCUGGUUUGGUGGGAGUAUGCUGGGUAGGCUCUAAUGAGCUUCAGCUUGAUAGCUUGCUGUUUUUUUUAAGAUAAUAAAUUAGUGGUUGCCUGUCAAUUGUUGUUGAACUUUUAGGUGUAAGUACAGGGCAGUGAUUAUAUACCGGUAGCUCUUAAAUUUCAAAAUUCCGGUAUUUAACAAAAAUUUUGAUUUUGCAUUUAGAUGACUAAUGCGUAUUUUAAUAUAUAACUUUAUAUGUGAUAAUUCAACUGAAGUGUUUUCUUUCUUUCAGACCCACAGGGAAGCCUGAUAUUAUUUUUACAAGCUUUGACGUGACCUCAAAAUCACGACCGACUAGUCAUGAUGGUGUGGCACAGAUGGCAGGGCCAUCUAUUAUUCAGAAACCAUCUUCUGGCAUGUCUGGGGCCAGGAAUCAUCAGUUUCUUGUCACUAAUGUUGGCAAUCAAAAUCUUGUAGUUAUGUCACAAUCAAAGACAGGUAAACAAAAAAAGUAUUCUGCUCUAUUAAGCCUGUAUGAUAAAUUUUUUCACAAGGUAAAGUCUUUAGUUACUCGGUAACUAAGAUUCACCAUUUUUUUUUUCUCUGAAAAAAGAGAUUAGUAAAUGGCUUUGUAUAUCUGUCUUCUAUUUAAAAAAAAAAAAUUAUUUUAGAUUUGAGACCAGAUUAUUAAUAUAAUAUAGAUGUUUCAUUGAUAAUUAUAGCUUUAAGAAUUAAUGAUAGCUUUAAUGUCAUGAUUAUGUCUCUUUUGAUAAUAUUUUUAUGUACAGCGUGGUGAGCCCAGCCCUAGGCUGGGGUACUGCGCUAUAAAAGACCACAAAUUAUUAUUAUUAUUAGUUCUCAUUGACAUGUAUAUACCAGUAACCAAUAAUAGCUUUAGUUGUCACUGACGUGUGUACCAGUAAUUAAGCUUCCAUUCUCCAAACCUAAUAGUCAUUUAUACAUUUUCAGAUAUCAAUGGCAAAGAAUUGCCAAUAGGUAAAUACAAGUUCUUCUACAGGAAUAACUACUUUACUAAUUAGUUUUUAAUACGGUAUGUUUCAAGUAUGGGCAGGACUUUUUCUCCCUUAGCAUUUCAUUAAUGUGGUCUUCAGUGCCGAUGUUGUAAGAAAGUAAAAAAACACAGUUGUAUGGGGAAAAUGGUUAUCAUUAAAAUACAAUGCACAUUAGUAAGAGAAAAGCUUUUAAAAAUAAAAUACUUUUUUAAGGACAAAAUUUCCUUAUAAAUUAUGAAACCAAAAUGUUUAAAACUCUUUCAGAGAAAAUCAGCAUUGAGGGUAAAGUUUUGCAGAGAGCUGAGUGCCACCCAAUAGUAGAUGCACAGUACAGACAGUUAAAAAAGUAAGUGACAUAGUCAUGAGUUGAACAAAUGAUGCUUAUGACUGGCAACUUAAUUUUAAUGUUAGAUAAAAGUAAAUUAAGUUAUCGCUCAUUUGAUAUACCACACUGGACAAGUCUUCAUUUAGACUUUCAUCCAGGUCUGCACGCUUUCUCUUGUAUAUCGCUUUAUUAAUUAAAUAUCUGUCAUUUCAAAUAAGCUGGGUAACAACACCGUUUCACAGCCCAACCACUUGGCUUUUGGUUAUUUUUAUGUCCCCCCGAAAAAGUAUUUCUUACUUCAUUAAAAAAUUGUAUCCUUUUAAACUAAAUAACAUCUGCACCCUCUCUGAUUUUGUGAAUGUUCUUUUAAAAUUCAUAAUAAAUUUAAACAAAAUGAAAAAGCAUUUUAAAAAAAUAAUUUUGUUACAUGAGGGACCCUUCUUAUGAACUAAAAGUUCCCUAAAGAAAAUAGAUUUAUUGUGAACAUUGAUUACAUGGAAACCCACAAUAGAAAAUGGACAGAAAUCUAUUGAACAUGUUUUAGAAUGUGAAAUAAUUAAGUUCAAUAAGCUGUAAUCAAUUAAUUAUCAUUUAUAUUAUUUGCUUACUCAAUACAAUUUGAGAGAUUCAUCAUUAGUAAUCUGUGUGUACAUUUAAUAACAGCAAUUCGAUGUGUUCAUUGUGUACAUUUAUUGAUGGUGCGAUGAGCCUGAAUAAUUUCUUUUUGUACUAUUUCUUGGCCAGUGUGAAAUGUGGAUCUAGGUUUCUCUUCUAGGAAUUACAGUCAUUUCUAAUAUCCACUUUCCGUUCAAACAGAGAACAAGUCCAAGCCCAGAAUACCCCCCAAAGACAGAUAAAAUUGCUUCCAGGCAUUGUCCAUUCCUACAAACCAGUCAGUGAUCACUUCAAUGUGAGUGCUGAAAAACACAAAAACACAUCUUACUUGAUUUAUUUAUGUUCAGUCUACUGUUAAAUAAUAAUUUUUUUUUUUUUUUAAAGACCAGAAUGUCAUUAUCAUUUGUUUUCAAAUAUCAAUAACUACAGUUCUGAGUGUUUUAAAGGGAAUAUUUUGUUAAGAUAACCUAUUACUAUUGGCUUUUAUAUUGAAAAUAGAAAAAAAUAUAUUAUUUACCCUAACAUUGUUAAAGAUGUUUACAAUGAACAGUUUUCACUGCAUGCUUUUCUUAUUUGUCUCUGCAUCAACUGGAAACUCUACCCACAGAAUGUGUGCCCUCGUCAGAUAAUCAGAUAACAUUAUUAAAUAUAAAUAAGAUUAACCAGCAUGGAGUAAUAAAGAGUGUACAAAGUACUAACUUGAUUAACCAGCAUGGAGUAAUAAAGAGUGUACAAAGUACUAACUUGUUUUGUUCUCAGUUUGAAGACAAGAAGACUAAAAAGGCAGAGAAAAGAUCCAGAGCAGAGAAGGACAAGGUCAUGGAUGUCCUGUUCAAUGCAUUUGAGAAACAUCAGUUUUACAAUGUUAAAGAUCUUGUCGGCAUCACUAAGCAACCUGUGGUAAGGGCGUUAACUUCAGUUCUUGGUAUGAUGUCAUUGUGACAGUCACAUUUUUUAAUCUGAUUUUUAGAAUAAUUUUCUUAUAACAUUGCCUUAUGAAGUUCAAUAUUUACUUAUACAUUUUAUAAGUUUUUUAGUUCUGAGAGAGAUAAAAUGUGUUGAUUUAACCCUAAUUAAAACCUCCAUCAGUGUAUAAAACCUUUUCUUCAUUGUUCCUCUUUUCUUUCCUUUUACUAGCCCUAUCUCAAGGAGAUAUUGAAAGAGAUCUGCAGCUACAACAUGACAGCCCCUCACAAAAAUAUGUGGGAACUGAAACCAGAAUUCAGACAUUACAAAUCGCAGGAUGAAGCCACAUAACCUUGCCAUUUUCUGUGUUAUUAUGUUAAUAUUGUAAGCUUUACAUUGCAUAAAUGUUUUCAUAUUUGUAAAUUUAUUUUUAAAAAAUCAAAUAAAAUGAAUAGUUUUGACAAGGUUUUUUGUUAGACGUUUUUUUUUAAAUUUUACAUUUUGAGUUUAUUAUUUUCUUUACAGACAUGAAAAAUUUGCUAGUUAGAGUUAGAAGUAUUGCAUUGGUAAUGGGGUGGGUGUACAUUAUUGCAAUCCAUGUGCUAGAGGUUGGUUUAGCGAUUAAAUUUGGGAAUAUUGAUUUUAGUGGAACAAUAUUGUUCCAUUGCUUUCUAUCUUAGCUCACCCUUUCCGACUCUAUCACCAAUUGUAUCAUGAUAAUCCAAUUUCACUGCUGUCUCGAGAAGUCUAUGAUAAGAGACACUGUCCUGUAUUUCACAGUCUGGCUUCAACUCAGGGUACCUAACCCAAUCACCAACAGACACGUCAAAUUUUAUUUGGCUAAAGAAGAAGAAAAAAACGUAAAAUUGUUUGUACAAUUAAAAUUGUUAAAAUUUUUCCAAAUUUCAUAUCAGGCCUAUUUACUAUUUAACAUUUAGUAUGAAUAUAUGUUCAUAAUUAUAAAUGAUAUUGCAGUUUGAAAACUGCUACUUUAUAAUGAAUUUUCUUACCUUCGUUUCUGUUGGGAAAAAACAAAGGAAUUAUUUUCUUAUUGUUUGGAUUGUCCAGAUGCCAGAUCCAGAUAUUUUGAGACCAUACCCAGAGGAUCCGAGUCUGGAUAUUAUAUGAAUUAUCUAUAGAAAAAUGAGAACUGUGUUCCACUGAAUGGGGAAAGUGAAAAAUGCAUGUAUAGAACCAGUAGCAAUCACAAUUAAUUGUAACCUAACAAGGUAAUGUUCCUGGCAAUAUUAGGUACCACUCACUAGUCAGUUUUCUAUUAUUAUUUAUUUAAUUCUUAGAGUUAACACCCCGACUCUGUUCUGGGUAUUUCAGCCCUAGUUUGGAUCAGCUUGGCGCUGUGAAUCGGCAUUCUCAAAAAUGGAAUGCAUAAAGUCAAAAUACAGUCCCUAAAUUGUUAAUUUAAAUUGAGAGGCAGAGAUGAGUUGUGCCUUGAGUACGAGAAUUGAACAAACAUUUUAGCAGUUUGUUAAUGAAUAAGAAUGUAUACAUUUUGCAAUCAGGUUUGGUUACAUUUGAUUAAACAGAUUAUUUCAGCA
Molecule: messenger RNA, 7342 nt
Organism: Lymnaea stagnalis (great pond snail)
Lineage: Eukaryota; Metazoa; Mollusca; Gastropoda; Lymnaeidae
Source: the annotation of a GenBank genome assembly